CCCCUUCCCAACAUCCCUAAAGUUAGACUGAAACGCGGCAUCGCCUCGGAAGUGCCGGUGUGAAGGGGGAACAACAUUAUUCACAGUCAUUCGAACCCCAAUGCUACUUGCUAUCUACCACCUCUACUAAAUCAUGCCCCCCGGUCACCCAAGGAUCCUACGCACUAAACUCUAUCCCGAGCUGACUGCGUCUUCCCUGUACAUGUGGUUGGUGAGAUGAGUGGCAUGCAGAGCGGCAUAUCCCCGUCCCCCCUGAGAACGAAGAGUGACCCGGACUUGGAGGACAGAACCACCAUCACCCCCAGCAGCAGCAGCAGGAGUAGUCGCAAUGAUUGGUCCUCCGAUAUCGAGAAAUACCAGCCCUACAUCGGACUGCUGACCGACGAGCAUACCACCAAUCACGAUCCCGAUGACUACUGUACCACCUUCCACAUCGACGACAGGGAGUCUCCAGCACCACACCCUUGCCGUUGCCAGAAUGCUAAACGCGCAUUCAUCUACAUGGCCAGCUAUGUUGCGUUUGCGACCCUGUCGUUCCUCUCCGCCGCUUACUAUUUUUGGUGUUUGAUGCCUUGGGGUAUUUUGACAUCAAAUCCGGGAAAUGCUGGCUUCCUACGGGAUCCAUACGGUGGUUAA
Molecule: messenger RNA, 636 nt
Organism: Aspergillus heteromorphus CBS 117.55
Lineage: Eukaryota; Fungi; Ascomycota; Eurotiomycetes; Eurotiales; Aspergillaceae
Exons: 3
Coding region: 217-636 (139 amino acids)
Source: RefSeq, a predicted model, not a curated record